AUGGAAAAGAUACUUCCUAUUAUGAACAAAAGAAGGGAAGAAUUAUCAAAAGGAGUUCUAAGUUCUUCGAAUGAUAUGCUUUCAUGCCUUCUUGCAAUAAGAGAUGAAAAUGAUAAGCCUCUACACGAUGGCAUCAUUAUCGACAAUUUUAUUUUUUUAUUUGUUGCAAGUCAUGACACAUCUGCUACUCUUAUGACAUUGAUGAUAUGGAAGUUAUCAAGAGAUCAGGAGGUUUAUAACAAAGUUUUAGAAGAACAAAUGGAAAUUUUAAACCAAAGGAAUGGAAGUGAAGAGAGUUUAACAUGGGGAGAGAUACAAAAGAUGAAAUACACAUGGAGAGUUGCUCAAGAAUUGAUGAGAAUGAUCCCUCCUUUUUAG
Molecule: messenger RNA, 378 nt
Organism: Vicia faba (fava bean)
Lineage: Eukaryota; Viridiplantae; Streptophyta; Magnoliopsida; Fabales; Fabaceae
Source: the annotation of a GenBank genome assembly